Molecule: messenger RNA, 4996 nt
Organism: Aethina tumida (small hive beetle)
Lineage: Eukaryota; Metazoa; Arthropoda; Insecta; Coleoptera; Nitidulidae
Gene: nompA
Exons: 12
Coding region: 300-4532 (1410 amino acids)
Source: RefSeq, a predicted model, not a curated record
AGAGUUAACAUGGUCGUAUGGAUGCGUGUGCAAUGACCAUCCACUGACCCGAACCGUCGAUGCUUUCCCGGAAGCCGGGACAAAAGAGCAUCCGGACCGUCCGGUCACCAAGGCCUCCUCGCGCACAAGAGUCAUCGGCAGCUGCCGGACAAUAUCAUUUGGUCGCGAUUUUUUCAGCGCGAUAGUCGGUGUGCGUUUUUGGUGACCGUGUGCUAAUCGGGAUUAUACUAUUGUGUUCUCUUCGCAGAAGGCAAAGUAUGUCCAGAUAGUAUAAGACCACAGUACAUAGGAGGAUCAAAAUGAAAAGUUACCCCUACGUCCCCAGCAUGGUGCAAGCAAUAACUGUCCUUACGGUUUUGAAGAUGAUGACCAAAGCCCAAACAUCCUGCGGCUCUGGUGCAAUGAACGGGAAGAUAAUGUACGAAAGAUUGCCCAACAUCCAACUGCAAGGAUUCGACGACGACAUCGUCCGAGACACGGCCCCUCCGUUUAUGGUUCUGGAAAAGUGCCAGGACUUGUGCCUGCGAGACAGAUCCUCGAACAACAUAGUACGGUCUUGUGUUUCGUUUGACUUCCAACCUGGCAGUCGAAUAGCUACUUACAACGGUGGGACGGAAUACGAAGAAAGUACUUGUUACUUAACGUCGGAACAAGCCCAACCUGAAGGCAUCGGAAGCCUCAUUCUGGUGCCCAACAGUGUGCAUUUCACCGAAGUUUGCAUCACCUCUGUCAAACCUGAGAGGGAAUGUCCUAACAGAAAGUACAUAUUCGAAAGACAUCCAAGGAAGAAGCUAAAACUACCAGCACCGGACAUCAAAGAGAUGACGGCAAACAACAGAACUGAAUGCGAGGACAAAUGCCUGAACGAGUUUAGUUUUGUUUGUCGGUCGGCGACAUUUGACGUGGCAAUGAGAACUUGCACUCUGAGCAGAUUCACCCGAAGAACCCAUCCGGAAUUGUUGGAGGACGACGCCGAGUCCGAUUAUCUGGAAAAUACCUGUCUCAAUGCCGAGAGAAGAUGUGACGGUUUGGGAGUGUUUAUAAAAGAGGAGAACAAACGUUUGGGUGGACCGUUCGAAGUCGACAUGUUUUCGAACGUGACUUUGGAGGACUGUCAGGCGAUGUGUGUUAGGGCGGAGAAAUAUUUCUGUAGGUCCCUGGAAUACGACGAGAUGACCAAGCAAUGUACCCUAUCGGAGGAGGAUUCGAUAUCUCAAAAGGACGAGUUGGGGGUUGCCAGCAGUCCGACGCACCAUUUCUAUGACUUCGCCUGUUUAGAUAGCCCACGAGGUUCCGAAUACCCAGACAAUUCGGUCACGUCACACUUGUUCACCGGUAAAAAACCCGACACCGCCUUCCAAAGGUACAGAAACAGCAGGCUGGGGGGUGAACAUCAGUCGGAAAUAUCAGGCAGAUCACUCAGCGAAUGCUUGGAUGAGUGUCUUCGUCAACCCAGCUUCCAGUGCAAGUCCGCCGAGUACAGCGAAAGAUACCGCACCUGCAGAUUGACGAGGUUCAGCCAGAGGGACGGCAUGCGAAUCAUCUACGAUGCCGACUACGAUUACUACGAAAACCUAAUGCUUGGUGGCGACGGCGACGGUAUCGGUUCACGUCCGGGCGAUGGAGGCAGCAUUUUCAGACCCGGAGACGGUUUCCAUGGAGGCGACCGCUUUAGACCCAGCAGCGGUGGCAGCAGGUUCCCAUCAAGUAGCAGCGGCAGCAGAUACCCACCCACUGGCUCUGGCGGAAGAUAUCCUAGUGAUAGGUACCCUCCCAGUUCCGGGGGCGGUGAUUACUAUCCCGGCAGACCUGAUAGGUACCCCGACGACGAUAGAUAUCCCGAUGAUAGAGACAGAUACCCUCUGAGACCAAUAGAUUCGUACCCUGACAGGGGUGGAAGUCGUUAUCCCGUUGGACCUGAUACGAAAUACCCCAACAGAUUUGAUGACAGAGAUCGGUACCCUUCGUUCCCGCCAUCCUCCAGUGGAGGCAGGUAUCCGGACAGACGGUAUCCUCCAGGCGACAAAUACGGCGACCGGUACGACGAGAAGUACGGAGACAGAUAUGGUGACAGAUACGGGGAGAGUUAUGGAACCAGGUAUGGCGAUCGUUAUGGAGGCCGUUAUGGUGACAGAUAUGGAGGCCGGUAUGGAGACAGAGAUCGGGAUCAAUAUGGAAGCAGGUACGGAGGCGCAGGUGGUCGCUACGGUGAGGAUGAGUACCACUAUGGAUCGCGUUAUGGAGGAGGCAGUCGUUACGAGGGAGGAACUCGUUAUGAAGGCGGUAGCAAAUAUGAAGGUGGCGGUGGAAGAUAUGGGGGAAGAUACGGUGACAGAUAUGGCGAUAGAUAUGGAGGGCGAUAUGGAGACAGAUAUGGCGACAAAUAUGGUGACAGAUACGGUGAUAAAUAUGGAGACAGAUAUGGGGACAAGUAUGGUGACAGAUAUGGAGACAGGGACAGGGACAGGUAUGGAGAUAAAUACGGAGAUAGGUAUGGAAACAGAUAUGGUGGAAAGUAUGGCGACAGAUAUGAUGACAAAUAUGACAGUUCCAAGUACGACUAUUACGGUGACGAAAGAGAUGGAGGUAGUAGAUGGUUCUUUAGACCUGAUAGGAGACCAGCAGGAAGACCAGUAGAUAUUGGGCCAUUAAGGCCUUACGAUGAUAGACCACCAGUUGGUGGUAACAGAAGACCGAUUUCACCUGGCCCAGACGGACCAAUUUAUGAUAGACCAUAUGGAACAAGAUGCGAGGAUGUUGAUAAUUUUAAACAAAUGGGCAGCAGACAAAGAGCACGAAAGGAAUUCAUCAGGAGAACCCUUAACGUACCUUCAUUGAGCCAAUGUCAGAGAGAAUGUGUUGAAAUCAGGGAUUUCAUAUGUAGAUCUUUCAAUUAUAGGGAUUUACCACCUGGUUAUGAAAACGAAAGAGAACGUGACAACUGCGAAUUGAGUGAUCGCGACUCAAGAGAUUUGGAAGUAAGCAAUCCGCAAUUCUUCGACACCACAGGCAACUACGAUUUUUACGAACGUUCCAUGGGUAGACAAGGAGUAGAUGGAGAUUGUUUAGAUGUCAGUCAAGUAUGCAACGAAGAUGGCAUGGAGUUCACGCUCAGAACGCCAGAAGGGUUCUACGGAAGAAUCUACACCUACGGUUUUUACGACAGAUGCUUCUUCAGAGGCAACGGUGGUACUGUUAACGUGUUACGAAUAAGUGGGGCUCAAGGCUAUCCAGAGUGUGGUACCCAAAGAUACGGUGACACCAUGACCAACAUAGUUGUGGUUCAAUUCAGUGACUUCGUACAGACUGGCAAGGAUAAGAGGUUUAAUUUGACGUGUCUGUUUAGGGGACCUGGCGAGGCGGUUGUUUCCUCAGGAUUUAUCGGAGCCGGCUCGGGAAGCCCCAUUCCAAUCGAGUACUUGCCAGCAGAAAAUUCUUUAAGCUCCAAAGUACGUUUGAUGAUUUUGUAUCAAGGCAGACCGACAACCACAAUCGCAGUUGGUGAUCCUCUUACCUUCAGAUUGGAAGCACAAGAUGGAUAUAACUAUGUGACUGAUAUAUUUGCUACUAACGUUGUUGCACGAGAUCCAUAUUCUGGAAGGUCUGUUCAGCUUAUUGACAGAUUUGGAUGUCCAGUCGAUAGCUACGUAUUCCCCGAAUUGGACAAAGGACGAACUGGAGACAGUUUGGAAGCCAGAUUUAAUGCCUUCAAAAUCCCCGAAUCAAAUUUCUUGGUGUUUGAAGCAACUGUGAGGACAUGUAGGGAUGGUUGUCAACCAGCUUACUGCCAGUCCGGAUCCGGAAGGUCUGAGCCUUCGUUCGGUAGAAGAAAACGUGAGAUCAACGGAACAAUUACUUUGGAAACCAACAACACCGUGUCCAGUUUGAAUGAGAUUUCAAGCGAGCAAAAUGAAACGACUGUUUCGUUCCCCAAGUCGAUCGAUUCGAAUAUAAAGGUAAAAUCUGACGAGGCUAGUACUGAGGACAAGGAGAACGAGUCCCCGGAGUUUGUCAGGGAAAUGAUAGAGGUGUUCGAUUCACGCGAGGAGCUACAACAAGAAGCCAGAAAAGCGGAGAAGAUCCCAGACACAGUAUGCUUAACGCCCGGUGAAUACCACGGUUUGGUCAGCUCCCUGCUGGCUUUAAUCGCCAUCCUCUUGACCAUAUCUCUGAUCGCCGGUCUUGCCUACAGAAAAUACUGGGUUGUCAUGAAGAAAAACUUGAUAGCCGACCGCUCCUCCUCAAACUUCUCCACGUCCUCGUACCCGAACACCUCUCGCAGCGGUUUAUCGACGGGUAUUUCAAUUUUCGGGGCAGGCAUUUCGAAGCCGUUCAGUGGAUUUAACAGCACGAGAAACUUCCCGAUUUUGCCCAAGGAGGACAUGGAUUGUCCAGGUCCCGCACCCGGGGGACCCUUCGAAGAUCCCAGCGAGCCCAUCUAUACCGAUCCUUCGCUCUUCGAACGAUCUCGAAGCCUGCGCAGUAUAGCUGUGUCACCCAAACGACGACGAUCGCCCGGCCCAAAAAAUUAAUUAAUUCAAAUAUUGCGGACAUUCUCUGAUCUCAUCCGACAAUUUGCUGAUUACCAAUUACCAAUUACGUAAUUUCACAUUGAGAACGGAAAAUGUCUUAUUAUAUCUAACUAAAAAUUUAUUUAUAGGAUAACAUUAGAGAUAUUUUUUAUUUAAUAAGCAAAUAAAGACAUAUGCAAUAUUUUCACUGCCCUAUCCUAGUAUACCGCUCAUGUCAAACAUAUUGUGAUUGUAUUAGUAAUAUUUUUUACCAAAUGAACGCAAUCUAGGUAUACUUUUUUUUACAAAUUUGGCGAAGGCCAUAAAAAGACGUAGAAGGCACAACAUUUAUUUAAUUUAUCUGCACCUCUUAAAGCAUAUCUUUUAAUUUUUUUAAACAUCUUUUAGAAUAGACAUUAUACUAUUAUUUUUAAGUUUAAGAAUAAGUCAUGUACAUAAUUAUGCAAUAAAAUAUGAUUUUUAGA